UUGUGUCAUAAGGUGACUCUCAACUCCCCUCUGUAAGGUGUGAUGGUUUAGUCCGCAAGCGCGCCGCGUACACACUAGUUUCUACGAUCAAGAGUGUCCUGUAGGUAAAACACGCUCUCUGUCAGCCAUUUAUCCCGUGAAACGACUCACCCUUCUGUUACAUUUCCGCGUGUUUCACUAUCUGACUGAGGAAUAAAAUAAAUUCACGGUAGCCAUGUCAGUUUCCGAGCCACCGUCAGUGGACUCUGGCGGAGCGGGAGGGUACGGAGCCUUUUACCCGGCUGGAUACCAGGCGCUGAACCCGGAGGAGCACGGCCUAGACCGCGGCUUCCGACUCACGGCCUUCUCUGAUAUGAAAGGAUGAGGGUGUAAAGUCCCGCAGGAGACUCUGCUCAAACUCCUGCAGGGAUUAGAGCCUGACCGUCCGCCCGGGGAGGACGGCGGCUCGGUGACGGGUGUUGGAGACGAGACCGCGGAAUUCGGGCAGCUUGUUUCAGUUGCUCAGGGUCCUCGACUAGGUAUUGGAAUGGACUCAUGUGUGAUCCCUCUGAGGCAUGGUGGUCUGUCCCUGGUCCAAACCACAGAUUUCUUCUAUCCUUUAGUGGAGGAUCCUUACAUGAUGGGACGAAUUGCCUGUGCAAAUGUUCUGAGUGAUCUGUACGCCAUGGGCAUCACAGAGUGUGACAACAUGCUCAUGCUUCUCAGCGUCAGUCAGAAGAUGAAUGAGAAGGAGAGAGAUCAGGUGAUGCCUUUAAUGAUGAAGGGCUUCCGUGAUGCGGCAGAGGAGGCUGGGACUUCGGUAACCGGGGGACAAACAGUCGUCAAUCCCUGGAUCAUCGUCGGGGGCGUGGCCUCUGUGGUGUGCCAGCCCAAUGAUUUCAUCAUGCCUGAUAGUGCUGUACCUGGAGAUGUGUUAGUUCUGACUAAACCUCUGGGAACUCAAGUAGCAGUGAAUGCCCAUCAGUGGCUGGAUAUACCUGAGAAAUGGAACAAGAUAAAGUUGGUGAUAUCCAGGGAGGAGGUGGAGCAAGCUUAUCAAGAGGCUAUGCUCAAUAUGGCCACCCUCAAUCGCACUGCUGCUGCCUUAAUGCACAAAUUUAAUGCACACGCUGCCACGGAUGUCACAGGCUUUGGGAUCAUAGGUCAUGCACGGAAUCUCGCCCAGCAGCAGAAGAAUGACGUUGCCUUUGUCAUUCACAACCUCCCGAUUAUCUCCAAAAUGGCUGCAAUCAGCAAAGCUGGUGGCAACCUGUUUGGGCUUUUGCAGGGCACCUCUUCUGAAACAUCAGGUGGUCUGUUGAUCUGCUUGCCGCGGGAGCAGGCAGCCCGGUUUUGUGCCGAGAUGAAAUCCAGUCGUGUGGGUUUGUCGGGAGCAAUGGGGCAUGACGGAGGGGCAGGCGAUGGGCAACAGGCUUGGAUCAUUGGCAUCGUGGAGAAGGGCAAUCGUUGCGCCCGCAUCAUUGACAAACCUCGGAUCAUCGAGGUCCCGUACCGUGGCUCUGUGGUCAGCGCACAGGAGGGGAGCAACAAUAAUGCCAGUCCUCCUGAGGUGCAGCUGACAUAACAGCUCCACAGCGCCACGGAGGCUCUCUCAGUGAUCAUCAUUCUUUACCCCUGUCCCUUACUACGUCCUCAGCGGGCUUGAUAGAUCUGAAUGUGUGUGGUCAUAACAGACGUGGUGUUUGUGUGAAGGACAGGGUAUGUGUGUGGUAACUUCUGCUGUCCAUUUCCUCCCCCUGUUCAACCAAAGGGUUGAGAGCAACAGACCAAAAAUGUUUUAAUUUACCUGGUGGGAGAGGGAAUGGACAACAAGCAAACAUGUUUUCAUCUCUCAUUCUCCAACUCAUUCUUUCAAACACACACACCUCCACUUUGUUUCCCUUUUUUGAUUGAGCAUUUUUCAAUGUUUACCAGCUGUUUUUUAAAAGAAUCAAACACCCAAACAUGAAAAAGCCAAGUUAUUUAUCAUCAUGUUGCUAAAAACCUGUAUGCUGCUACGUGUUCAUUUUUUACAUUUUCGUGGAACACAGGCUACAGUUUUCAACCGAUCAUAGUGACCAUGUCUAUCAAAAAAUGUCGCAGAAUGUUACCGUCUGCCCCUCAUGUCCUGUGAGAUAAAGCACGCCAGUCAGCAGAGUAAACUAAAAGCAAAUCCACAAAAUGUCCUUUUGAGGCCAGACCCUGCAAAAAGUGGUUUGUCUACUCCUUAUUUUUUCUUAUUUUCAAGCACACACAUCUAAAGAAACAUUUACCUGAGAAGCAAAAUGACAUCUUGUUUCAAAAAACUGUAACAAAAUGAGUUUAUGCAUACCCCAUAGACAAUUUUUUCUUACUAUGACUUUUCUUAACACAGAUAUUUUCUUGUUUUAAGUUUAAACUCACUUUUUGUCCCCAUAAAACAGAAAAAAAAAAUCAUAUCUUUAUGCUUCUCAAGGAAAUGUUGAAUGUAUAGAUAUUUGUGCUUGAAUAAAAAAAAAUACUGAGUAAUGAAGUCACGUUUUUCUGUCAGCAAACAACUCGAGUAGCGGUCACUGAGUAAGUGGAUAAUUAUGGUUAUAUGGAAAAGUUCUCAAUUCAUUUCAUGUUCCUCGAAAAAAUAACAACAUACGGGUUUAAAAUAAUGUGAGGUUGAGUAAAUAAUUAAAUAAAAUUUACAUUAUUGGGUGAACGAUUCCUUUCUCUAGAAAACGUGUGACCAAUAACAUUUUUUUGGGACUUUUUUUCCAUAAGUUUAAACCAGUUUAAACCAGCUCAAUUCUUUCUGCUUUAUGAGGUGGUGGCUUUGAGACCUCACACUAAAAUAAAGCCAGGCUUACUAAGAAAACAUUCCAAUGAGUUCUUGAUCAAUCGAACGCUUUGAACAGCAAUGAUCCUAAAAUGACAAUCAAAAGUGUUUUCUUUUAAGCCGUCUGACUAAUGUGUCAAAGCUGGAGACACUGCCACACCAAUGCAUCCUGGGGCCUGAAUAAUCUCAAUUGUUGGUUUAAUCAAGAUAUUUAAUUGUACAAUCAAUAUUUAUUUUGUGUUAAAGAUUUAAAUGCAAUUAUCCAAAUUUCAAGUGUUUUUCAUGUGUUGUUGAUCUCGUGUGGUCCACAUAAGUCUGAAUCUUCCACCUGUCUUAGUAGGACAUCCAUGUAACAUUGACAUAUGCCUGGUAAAAUGAGGUUAAUGUUCUCUCUUGUGGUUCGGUUUCCUGAAUAGAGUGACCUUCUGCUGGUUAGAUUAGGUAAGACUGGUUCUUCAUUCAUUAGAAUAUGGACAACAUGUGUCAUGGUUUUAGGGGUAGCAGUUAAUUCUGAAUGAUUGUGUUGAGUCAUAUGGAUGAUGUGCAUCGUAAACUCUUUUUCUUCUCUCUUAUUCAGUCUUUUGACUUUGAGCAGAAGAUAAGGUAGUCUGGUUCUCCUCCUUGUAUCUGAGAAAGGGUUGAGCAGCUUUCUCUGGUCCAACGUGUGAGCCCAGAAUGCCUGUUGUGCCAACUGAAUGGCUGGGACAGAACAGCAGUGUCCACAGUCCUCUUUAUGACACCUCUCUCUUUCACCCCAGCUCAUGGGACGGGUGAGGUUGAUGUUAGAUAGGAAGGGAUAGGCUGAUCUGCCAUGCUCAUUCACUUGCCACUGGUUUUUUCAUUGCAGUUUUCAUCCAUUAAACAUUGCAACUCAAUAAACCAGUAAUUUCUCUAAA
Molecule: messenger RNA, 3681 nt
Organism: Cyprinus carpio (common carp)
Lineage: Eukaryota; Metazoa; Chordata; Actinopteri; Cypriniformes; Cyprinidae
Product: selenide, water dikinase 3-like
Biological process (GO): L-selenocysteine biosynthetic process
Cellular component (GO): cytoplasm
Molecular function (GO): ATP binding; selenide, water dikinase activity
Source: RefSeq, a predicted model, not a curated record